Molecule: messenger RNA, 5124 nt
Organism: Hyla sarda
Lineage: Eukaryota; Metazoa; Chordata; Amphibia; Anura; Hylidae
Product: oocyte zinc finger protein XlCOF7.1-like
Exons: 13
Coding region: 1019-5032 (1337 amino acids)
Biological process (GO): regulation of DNA-templated transcription
Source: RefSeq, a predicted model, not a curated record
UGGGGGAGAGAGACUGGAGGAGGUGUGAGGGGAUAGUCACUAGAGCAGGUAGUGGGGCAGAAAGAUGAGAGGAGCCUGGAGAUUUCAUCCUCAGUUUUGGGCUCAUAAACUGAUGAAGAGGAAGUGUGGCUGUGAAUGGGAUCAGAACUUUUGGGGGACUGGGAGAGGAUUUUGUUACGAAUGUCAUCAAUUUUAGUUUUAAAGUAUGUGUCCAGGUCUUCAGCACAGAGAUCAGUGAUUGGUGUCUGCACUUUUGGCCUAAGGAGAGAGUUCAAUGUGUUGAAAAGUCGUUUUGGGUUGUUGGACAGAGAGGAGACGAUGGAGGUGAAAUAAAAUGAAGAGCAGAGUUAUAGGAGUUUAGCCUGAAUUUAUAGUCCAGAUAGAUGAAGUCUUAUCCUCGGCAGAAUUCUGCCUCAAAUGAAAUUCUAUGCUUGUGUGUGAGAGAGUCAGGAAGCUGUGAAAAGCCAAAAGAGGACGUUAAAGAUAGAAGCCGAGAGGCAGAUGAGGAGAUUGGGGUCAAUGGGGAUAUUAAAAUCGCCCAUGAAGAGUGUAGGUGUUUCUGAGGAAAGGAGGUGAGGAGCCAGGUAGCAAAAUGAUCAAGAAACAGUUUAGGUGAACUAGGAGGAUGAAAGAUAACUACGAGAGAAAAUGGGCGGAAGAGUCAGAGGGUGUGGACCUCAAAUGAGGGAAAUAUGAGUGAGGGUAAAUGAGGAAUAACCUGGAAAAUUGUGGGGAGAGAAGCACCCCGACUGGGGUCAGAUGUGGGAGUAUGGGAAAAGUGAAGGUCACCAUAAGAUAGAGCAGAGGGGGAAGAAGGGGAGAAAGAAGUCACUAGGUCAGAAUACAGGAUGUGAGGAGGAAAGAGAAACCAUAGAGAUCGGAUAUCACCGGAAUCACCGAGCGCAGAAUAAAGAACCAUCAGAUUUACCUCAGAAACCACAAGAAACGGUUUCUCCAAUCCAGGAUCCUCUGCUGAUAUCUUCUAUAUAAGAGAAUUCUCCUGGAUGACCCAUCAACCAUGGAGAGAGACAGGAACAAGAUGGCCGACAGGAUCAUAAACCUCACCCUACAGAUACUCUUCCGGCUUACUGGAGAGGAUUACACAGUAGUGAAGAAGUCCUCUAGUGGGCGCUGUCGGGCCCCUGUGUGUGAAGGAUGGGGAAGAACCCUGAGCCCAAUCCCGGGGCCCCCAACUCACUCCCUGAUACAUGAGGAAAUGGAUGAACAGAAGAUCAGAGAACUCAUCAACAAGAUGAUGGAGCUGCUGACUGGAGAGGUUCCUAUAAGGUGUCAGGACGUGGCGGUCUAUUUCUCCAUGGCGGAGUGGGAGUAUGUAGAAGGACACAAGGAUCAGUACAAGGAUCAGGUCAUGAUGGAGGAUCAGCAGCCCCUCACAUCACCAGUCAGAUCCAGUAAGAGAACAGCACCAGAGAGGUGUCCCCAUCCUCUUCUUCCACAGGAUGAUCAGGGUGAAGAUCCGAACAAUAUUAAUGCUCCAGAGACAGAUAUGAGCAGUGAUGAGCAGUAUAAGGAGGACAUUCCUACAGAGAAAGAUCUGUUCUAUAUUAAUGCUACAGACAUAAAGGAAGAAGAAGAAGAGACAGAUGUGAGCAGUGAUGAGCUGUAUAAGGAGGACAUUUCUACAGAGAAAGAUCUGAUCUAUAUUAAUGCUACAGACAUAAAGGAAGAGGAAGAGACAGAUGUGAGCAGUGAUGAGCAGUAUAUGGAGGAAAUUCCUACAGGGAAAAAUCUGAUCUAUUUUAAUGCUACAGACAUAAAGGAAGAAGAAGAAACAGAUUUGAGCAGUGAUGAGCAGUAUGAGAAGGACAUUCCUACAGGUUUCCGCCCAGAUAAUUGUACCAGGAGAUCAGAGGAGAAUCUUAUAUCUUCAGAUUAUAAAGCAGAUGAUGAUAUCACACAAGAUACAUAUGAAGAACAUUCCAUUAUCCCAGAUACACCCUCAGCCCUUCACAGCCAAGAUCUGUCAUCUCAUCCUUAUAUACAGGUCCUGUCUUCUCAUUCAUCACAGGAUGUUCAGAAAAAAAAAGGUCACAAAAGGAGUGUUGGACAUCAACGAGCUCAUACAGGAAAGAAACCAUUUUCAUGCUCAGAAUGUGGGAAAUGUUUUACUUUUAAAUCAUUUCUUGUGGUACAUCAACGAGCUCAUACAGGAAAGAAACCAUAUUCAUGUUCAGAAUGUGAAAAAUGUUUUACUCAGCAAUCAAAUCUUUUCAAACAUCACAGAACUCACACAGGGGAGAAGCCAUUUUCAUGUUCAGAAUGUGGGAAAUGUUUUACUCACAAAUCACAUCUUGUUUUACAUCAAAGAACUCACACAGGGGAGAAGCCAUUUUCAUGUUCAGAAUGUGGGAAAUGUUUUUCUGACAAAUCAAGUUUUGUUCAACAUGAAAGAACUCACACAGGGGAGAAGCCAUUUUCAUGUUCAGAAUGUGGGAAAUGUUUUACUGAGAAAUCACACCUUGUUAAACAUAAAAGAACUCACACAGGGGAGAAGCCAUUUUCAUGUUCAGAAUGUGGGAAAUGUUUUACUCAGAAAUCAAAUCUUGUUAAACAUAAAAUAACUCACACAGGGGAGAAACCAUUUUCAUGUGCAGAAUGUGGGAAAUGUUUCACUCAGAAAUCAAGUCUUGUUAAACAUAAAAGAACUCACACAGGAGAGAAGCCAGUUCAGAGCAGUAAGGGACUUAAUUCUGACAUUAAAGACGUCCUUGCUGCACGUGAUCUGCCUACCACCCUGAGUGACCUCAUCUUGCUAUCUACAAGGAUUGACAAACGUUUCUCUGAAAGACAAGAGGAAAUCCAUCUUGAAAAGGAAAAAGCUCUUCCUAAACGCUGCCCUCGUCUGACUCCAGUGUUCCAGCGUCCAUCUCUACCUGUCUCUGGGUCUUCCGCUGUGGAGGCCAUGCAGGUGGACCGGUCUCGCCUGACCCCGCAAGAAUGGAGCCGUCGUAGAGAUGAGAAUCUGUUGGCUCCUCUUGUGGCUCUAACUAAAAAGGGUGCCAAUCCAAAGUCCUGGCCUCCUCACGCUGAAGAGGCUUUUCAGUCCCUGAAAGCCGCCUUUGCAUCUGCACCUGUUCUCUCCUGGCCAGAUCCCUCCAAGCCAUUUUAUCUUGAAGUGGAUGCGUCCUCGUUUCCCUACCUCAGUUGGGUAGUGUUUUAUGACUUCGACGUUUACCAUGUGAUCGUUGGUGGGAUCAUAGGUGAAUGGAUCCGCAUCACACUGGGAAUUAUUGUCCCGGAAUGUUAUGGAAUUGUCCAGAAAUGGGGCAGAAAGCCAAUCUGGUCUCCAGGGUUGGUACGACACUAUGUUGGGAGUUUGAAUCCUGAUGUGGAUGUUGUCCCUCCAGGUACCCACGUUAUGGACCCUUCUCAUCUGGAACACGUUGUUUUUGGGAAAAAUCUGAUUUAUAUUAAAGCUACAGACAUAAAGGAAGAAGAAGAGACAGAUGUGAGCGGUGAUGAGCAGUAUAAGGAGGACAUUCCUACAGGUAACCACCCAGAUUCUUGUACCAGGAGAUCAGAGGAGAAUCUUAUAUCUUCAGAUUAUAAAGCAGAUGAUGAUAUCACACAAGAUACAUAUGAAGAACAUUCCAUUAUCCCAGAUACACCCUCAGCCCUUCACAGCCAAGAUCUGUCAUCUCAUCCUUAUAUACAGGUCCUGUCUUCUCAGUCAUCACAGGAUGUUAAGGAGAAAAGUUACAGAAGGGAUGUUAAACAUAAAAGAGCUCAAAGAGGAAAGAAUCCAUAUUCAUGCUCAGAAUAUGGGAAAUCUUUAAUGAAGAAAUCAAGUCUUGUUGAACAUCAGAAAAUUCACACAGGCGAGAAACCAUUUUUAUGUUCAAAAUGUGGUAAAUGUUUUAUUCAGAAAUCAGUUCUUGUUCAACAUCAAAGAACUCACACAGUGGAGAAGCCAUUUUCAUGUUCAGAAUGUGGGAACAAUUUUACUGGCAAAUCAGAUCUUCUUAAACAUCAGAAAAUUCACAUAGGAGAGAAGCCAUUUUCAUGUUCAGAAUGUGGAAAAUGUUUUACUGAAAAAUCAAGUCUUGUUCUACAUCAAAGAACUCACACAGGGGAGAAGCCAUUUUCAUGCUCAGAAUGUGGGAAAUGUUUUACUUUUAAAUUACAUCUUCUUGUACAUCAAAGAACUCACACAGGGGAGAAGCCAUUUUCAUGCUCAGAAUGUGGGAAAUGUUUUACUUGCAAAGGAGAUGUUACUCGACAUCAAAGAAAUCACACAGGAGGGAAACUAUUUUCAUGUUCAGAAUGUGGGAAUUGUUUUACUGGCAAAUUAGAUGUUACUCAACAUCAAAGACUUCACACAGGGGAGAAGCCAUUUUCAUGUUCAGAAUGUGGGAAAUGUUUUACUUGCAAAUCAGAUCUUCUUAAACAUCAGAAAAUUCACACAGGAGAGAAGCUAUUUUCAUGCUCAGAAUGUGGGAAAUGUUUUACUGAGAAAUCAAAACUCGUUAGACAUCAAAGAACUCACACAGGGGAGAAGCCAUUUUCAUGUCCAGAAUGUGGAAAAUGUUUUACUCAGCAAUCACAUCUUGUUGCACAUCAAAGAACUCACACAGGGGAGAUGCCAUUUACAUGCUUGAAAUGUGGGAAAUGUUUUACUUGCAAUGGAGAUGUUACUCGACAUCAAAGAACUCACACAGGGGAGAAACCAUUUUCAUGUUUAGAAUGUGGGAAAUGUUUUACUUGCAAAUCAGAUGUUACUCGACAUCAAAGAACUCACACAGGGGAGAAGCCAUUUUCGUGUUCAGAAUGUGGGAAAUGUUUUACUUGCAAAUCAGAUCUUCUUAAACAUCAGAAAAUUCACACAGGAGAGAAGCCAUUUUCAUGUUCAGAAUGUGGGAAAUGUUUUACUAAGAAAUCAAAUCUUGUCAGACAUCAAAUAACUCACACAGGGGAGAAGCCAUUUUCAUGUGCAGAAUGUGGGAAAUGUUUUACUCAGCAAUCACAUCUUGUUAAACAUAAAAGAACUCACACAGUAGAGAAGCCAAUUUAGAGCAAUAAAUGAUGCAGAUAACAAAUUUAUAUAUUAACCCUGUACAUAGGAUAUCUGAGGUUUAUACAUUUAUAUCAUAUACAAUACAGAAA